AUGGAAACCGAAACGGCUCGCUCACCUGUCGGCGCCCUGAUGCCACAGACCAUAUACACACAGAAAGCACUCAAACUGCAGGCCCGCAGAAUUCGGAAAGGGACACACAGCUGCUGGGAAUGCAAGCGGAGAAAGAUCCGAUGCACCUUUGCUGCUCCGGGUGAUGCUAUCUGCAUCGGAUGUUAUCGUAGGGGCACCGACUGCAGAAGCCAGGAUCUUCCUGAGGAACUUUCAACCCCAGCGGAUCGAACACGUCAGAUGGGAGACCGAAUCAUUCGGGUUGAGACGUUGAUUGAGCAGCUGGUCAAGAAGGUUGGAGGUGAUCCAUCCGCUGUGCAGGCACUGUUGAAACCCGCGGAGGCUUCUGUGGUAGUCAAAGAUGAUGGAUCAACUGGCUCGGAAUCAAGUCACCAGUUUGGUAUUCUUGAUGCUCCUCAGGAAGGGCUGGAUGAUCUCGAAGAUGAGAGUCUCGGUGUUCAACGCCCAAAUCCUGCCGAGUGUCUCGUCAAGCUACGACCUGACGAUGGCAAGCACGGCCGACUCUCCGAAGCACUGCAUUCGGCGUACCCAUCUCGACAGGACCUUGAUACUAUCUACGAGCUCGGCGGAAACAAAGCUGGCUUGUUUGCCUUGGCAUUGACCAGCGCCGACCCUGCGUCAGGCCUCGGCGGUAACAGUGACCCAAAAGUCGUGUUUGGAAUUCCGCCCCGAGAUCUCCAUCCGGUCCUGGUAGCUCGACACAUGCUUGUUCUUUGCCUGUCUCUACAGUACACCCACAGGAAUGCAUACACAGAUCUCCCACCUGACUGCGAAACUCCACGGACCAUCAUGCGGAGGCUCGCGGACACGGCAAUCCGGCUCGUUACCACCAACGAUGAAAUGCUUAGUUCCAUUGAGUCGUUGCAUUGUAUCCUGCUAGAGGGCCUAUUUCAGAUGAACUGCGGGAACCUACGCCGAGCCUGGUUGGCCUUCCGCCGCGCUAUAACGGUCGGCCAGUUGAUGGGUAUUCAUCGAAGCUACCAGCACCGGCCUCUGAGAAUUCUCGACGCUUCGAUGCCAGUGGCUCCCCAACACCUCUUUCAUCGUCUUGUAUGUGCAGAUGCUGUUGUGUCCCUCAUGCUUGGCCUUCCGCAAGGCGCAAUGGAAGCAGCAGUGGCUUCACGUGUCCACCUGCCGGGUGACGACGCCCCCGUCAAUAAACUCGAACGUCUUCAGAUGGGUGUCGCAGCUCGGAUUCUGGAGCGGAAUGAAUCUGAUCCAAGCUUCCACGAGUAUGCAUCCACCAAAGCCCUUGAUCUGGAGUUGCAGAAGAUGGCAGGGGAACUGCCGGGAAGAUGGUGGUUGCCGCCCAGUCUCAUUGGUGCCGGCAAUGACGUGAGGGAGAUGCUCGGGAGAAUGUGGCAACUGAUGAGGCAAGUAUUCCACUACAACCUUUUGAACCAGCUUCAUCUUCCAUACAUGUUGCUGCGAUCCAGUAAGCAGUCUCUCGACCCGAGCAACUCUUCUUACAGCCGCGAUGUCUGCGUCACCGCCUCGAGAGAGCUACUCACCCGCUUUGUCCUCUUCCGGGCCCAAGACAACGUCGCCUUCUGCUGCCGCGCUGUGGACUUCUACGCCCUCAUGGCUGCCAUGACGCUCCUUUUGGCACACCUGCAAGGUCAUUGCCCACCCACAGAUCACAGCAUUCUCGCCCACCAAAGGCUUGGAGAUUUAGGCUUGGUGGAGGGGUAUCUCGAGAACAUGGACGCGUUCAACAAAGUCAAUGCGGAUGCGCUAAGCGAGAAGAGCGCCGGUCUGAUACGCAGGCUCAUGGCCAUCGAGGCUGACGCAGCCAACGGGCGGCGAAAGUACGACACCCAGGCCGUUCACCGGUCUAGCUCCGAGUCCGUCACCACGCCGAGCCGUCAAAACGUCCUCCGUGUGUUUAUUCCGUACUAUGGGGUGGUCAAGAUUGUGGCUACCGAUGAAGUCAUUUCCAAGGAGGCGGUCACAUCUGACGCCGCUGGUUCCGCCACCGCGGUGACUGGACCUGACGCUCCGUCGUCUGCGACGUUGGUGCCGCAGUCAGCGUUCGAGCGGCAACCCUCUCAGACACCUAACCAGGAGCAACAAUUGUACGGCAACAUGGUGCAAAGUCAACAAAGUUCUCAGAAUCUUUUUGUUGGAGGUCCUGACUUUUCUUCACUCCCAGCCCGACAUGGUUCUGGCCACUUGCAGCCUGAACACGACUCGUAUCUUUACCCUGCUCUCACGGCAGGAGCGGACGACUGGGCCUUUCAAGGGGUUGACAUGGCCUUCUUUGACUCUUUGAUGAGGAGUAGGGACAAUACGGGAGCUGGAUUGGGGCCGGGGUAUAUCAGGGAUCCGCCGGCUGGGUACUGUGACUGGGAGACGCAAUGA
This is a messenger RNA of Podospora bellae-mahoneyi, 2400 nucleotides long. RefSeq lists its product as uncharacterized. The transcript has 2 exons. The coding region runs from base 1 to 2400 and encodes 799 amino acids. Gene Ontology annotation, molecular function: zinc ion binding; DNA-binding transcription factor activity, RNA polymerase II-specific. Gene Ontology annotation, biological process: regulation of DNA-templated transcription. The record is from RefSeq and is a predicted model, not a curated record. NCBI's taxonomy places the organism in Eukaryota, Fungi, Ascomycota, Sordariomycetes, Sordariales, Podosporaceae.